Messenger RNA from Austrofundulus limnaeus, 1284 nucleotides. RefSeq names its product mesenchyme homeobox 1 (gene meox1). The record is from RefSeq and is a predicted model, not a curated record. NCBI's taxonomy places the organism in Eukaryota, Metazoa, Chordata, Actinopteri, Cyprinodontiformes, Rivulidae. Gene Ontology annotation, molecular function: DNA-binding transcription factor activity, RNA polymerase II-specific; RNA polymerase II cis-regulatory region sequence-specific DNA binding. Gene Ontology annotation, biological process: positive regulation of transcription by RNA polymerase II; somite development. Gene Ontology annotation, cellular component: nucleus.
CAACAUGUGGAUGGGCUGGCUCCUCCUCCGCAGGCUCACGUUUCCCCUCCAUAAACUCACCACUUUCCUUUCUUUCUUUUUUUAUUUUCCCACCUAUAGGUUUUUUAAAAAAGGAGGCGGGCUCGCUUGUCAAGAAUGCCUCUGAGUAGUGAAAAGUGCCAGAGCUGAGAAAGAGUCACGCAGAUGUGGAUGCAGCUCUCACACCGAGCAGGUCUGACAGUGUGUGUGUGUGUGAGAGAGAGAGAGAGAGAGAGUGUGUGUGUGUUUUGAUCAGAGGACGUCACUCACACUCCAGCAGAGGGGAGCUGUCACAGAAAGGCGUCCGUCCUCACACUGUGCCGUGGACGAGUGAGCCGCCUCUGACACAAGUGAGGAUUCCUGAUGCAACCAGAGCGUCCACCGUUUAGUUUCAGUCAGCCCAAGUGACUCGCUUUCUGAGGAGGCUUCGAACUCUUCAAGAACUUGUUGCAAUAAGACGUGCGGCCUCUCCAUGGACCAGCCAGCCAGCAGCUGCAUGCGGAGCGCCCACCCCGGCGGCCCCAUCUGGGGCUGCAUGAGGAACCCUCACGCCGGCGUCCCGGGAGCCAACCUGCAGUACCAGCAGGCCCCGUUCUCCCUCCACCAGAAGCCCGAGUUCCUGGCCUACACGGACUUCUCCGGGUCCUGCCUGGUGCCCAGCGCGCCCCACGCCACCUACCCUCGUGACGAAAGACUGUACCCGGACAGCCAGGGGGGCUACCAGCGAGCCGACUGGCAGUUCAACCCCUGCGAGACUCGGGCGAGAGCGCCCGAGGCCUGCCCGCCCCUCGCUCCCGCCGUGGUGGCCCCCGGAGGGAGCGGCGGUCCCGAGCUGGAGGCUGCGGGCGCCGACAGGGUGGCGGGCGGCGGCGGCGGCGGUCCCAGGUGCCUGGAGGGGGAAUACUCGCCCCAGAGCGUGGCGUCGGCCGACUCCGACAAGAAGAGCUCCAACAAGAGGAGGAGAGACGUCACAGACAUCCAGGACUCCAGUUUCAAGGUGGAUUCCAGCUGCAAGGCCAGGAAGGAGCGCACGGCCUUCACCAAGGAGCAGCUGAGAGAGCUGGAGGCCGAGUUCACCCACCACAACUACCUGACCCGGCUCCGGCGCUACGAGAUCGCUGUGAACCUGGACCUCACAGAGAGACAGACGUUUUUGUUUUUUUUUACGGCUCUUUUUUAUACAACUUUGAAUGCUGUUGAUAAAACACAGAUGUUGACUGUUUCUGCAAAUAGAAUAAAUCUUUUUUUGCAAAAAAAAAAAAAAAA